AUGAAGAUGUCUGCAGAGAAAAGCUCUGAUGUUAUUGAGGCGGUGGCUGAGAAGCUUGAAAAUGCUUCCUUUGGGGAGGCUGUGAACGAGCCUACAGCAAAUGAAGGUGGAGAAACCGAAUCAUCAAAGAGCAAGAAGAAAAAGAAGAAGAAGAAGAAGAAGAGUACCUUACCAGAACAUGCAAUUGCACGUGAGUACAACGGAACCUAUCCGCAAGGACUGAUGAUGGAUUACAAUUUGAAGCGUACCACCAAUGAGGAGAAAAGACACGAUGUUAAUUUCCAGGAAGCCCAAAAUUCUUGGAAUAAAUAUCGUCAUGGUGCCGAGAUUCAUAGGAGAACCCGUAAAUAUGCCCAGGAAAAGAUCAAGCCGGGUAUGCCUAUGCUUGAGAUUGCCGAAAUGAUUGAGAACAAGGUCAGAGAACAAAGUGAAUCCACAGACACUUUGAAGGCGGGUAUGGGAUUCCCAACUGGUUUAUCUUUGAACCAUUGUGCUGCUCAUUAUACACCUAAUGCGGGUGACAAGGUCGUUUUGCAGUACGAUGAUGUUCUGAAGGUUGAUUUUGGUGUUCAUGUCGACGGUUACAUUAUUGAUUCUGCCUUCACCCAUACUUUCAAUCCAAAGUAUGAUCCAUUAGUGGAGGCAGUAAGAGAAGCGACUAAUACUGGUAUCAAAACCGCAGGCAUUGAUGUUAGAUUGACAGACAUUGGUGAAGCGGUUGAAGAAGUCAUGGAAUCCCAUGAAAUUGAAUUAGACGGGAAGGUUUAUCCUAUAAAAUGUAUUAGAAACUUAAAUGGUCAUACGAUUUUAAAUCGCCGUAUUCAUGGUGGUAAAUCGAUUCCAAUUGUUAAAAAUGGUGAUGUUACCAAAUUGGAAGAAUACGAAACCAUUGCCAUUGAAACCUUUGGUUCCACUGGUAAAGGUUAUGUUAACCAUGGCGGUGAAUGUUCGCAUUAUAUGAAAGCGUAUGAUGCGCCACCUAAUGCGACGGUUAGGUUGGACCGUGCAAGGAAACUGUUGGAUACAAUCGAUAAGAAUUUUGGUACCUUACCAUUUUGCAGGCGUUAUUUGGAUCGUAUUGGUGAGGACAAGUACUUACUCGCAUUGAACACUUUGGUCAGAGAAGGACUUGUUAGCGAUCAUCCUCCAUUACUUGAUGUCAAAGGUUGCUAUACUGCACAAUUCGAACAUACUGUCUUAUUGCAACCAACUCAAAAGGAAGUUGUCUCUAAAGGUGAUGAUUAUUAA
This is a messenger RNA of Pichia kudriavzevii, 1248 nucleotides long. RefSeq lists its product as uncharacterized. Gene Ontology annotation, biological process: proteolysis. Gene Ontology annotation, molecular function: metalloaminopeptidase activity. NCBI's taxonomy places the organism in Eukaryota, Fungi, Ascomycota, Pichiomycetes, Pichiales, Pichiaceae. The record is from RefSeq and is a predicted model, not a curated record. The coding region runs from base 1 to 1248 and encodes 415 amino acids. The transcript has a single exon.